AUGCAGCCAGCAGCGACGCCCCAUACCCCAGACAACCCCACCUCCCCCGCCCGCCUCUUCCCACACCACGCCCCGCAGCCUGCCGACACCCCCCCGUCCCUCCGCCACAGGACACCACGCCACUACCACCACCAUGACCAGCCCGCACAAAUCAAUACCGUCAGGAUCAGGUUCAAGACGCCUCAUUCGGGCGCUGAGGCCGGCCUGGAUAGAAUAAAGGAAGGCUGGGAGUUUGGCCAGGACGUCCUCGUAGGGGACAUCAAGAAUAGACUGUCUGAAGGCUCGCUCGAAGGCGCCGGUCGCUGGGUCAGAGAUGGCAUGCGGUUCGUCUAUAGGGGGCAGAUCUUGAAAGAUCAGCAAAAGAUCAAGGAUGCUUUAGGGGCAGGUCCCAGUAACGAUCAGGUGUUUACGAUUCAUAUCGUGGCGAGACAUAUCGCAGACAGCUUUGAGUAUGCUGCUGGAAGCUCUACGGCGCCUCUCGUUGCCGUCACUCGGAUUGAAGAGCCCACAUACUCUGCCGCGCAAUCAGGCGCCUACAGCUCUCUGAAUUCGUUCGCAGUGCUGGAAUCCAUCCACUUCAUCCUAUUCUUGUCACGCUAUAAUCUCAGCGUCAUCUUGGGACUGAAACCCAUGGAAUGGCACGAGACUUCCCCUCCUCCGAUUGUGGACAUUGAAGAAGCUCGACAAGGGGUCAUAUCCGUCAUACGAGCCUUUGCCGAUGUGCGAAUGGCCAGCGAAGAAGGGUGGGAAGAUUGGCACAUUGCCUGCUCGGGGAUCUCUCCCGAAGAGAUGACUGUGGGAUAUAAUGACCCCGCUCAGAGGGGAGUCAUCGAAAACAACAUUCGAACUACAUUCUCUUCUUUGGUGGGACGCAACUGGACCGACAGGUAUAGCGGGCAAGUCAUCGAGACCGAGAUAGAGGGACAAGUUUACACUGUCCAGCUUCCUUCCAUGGACCAGUGUUCGCCCGAGAUCCUUGCUCGUCUCUACGUCUACCUUCGGCAACUUGCUUUGGUGCCGCUUCUCAACAAUGUGCUAUACGAUGCCAUGUCGCAACAACAACAAUCCCAGCCGGCCCUUGCUCCUACACCAGCCCCUACGCGCACAGUCCCUGUCCCUCCCAUCCUCCUUCCCACUCCUACACUGGCUUCCUACGGCACAUUUCUGUACCACUUCUUCCACGCCUUCUACGGCCGAUUCGACGGGAUCCUCCUACGACAACUUGCCUUUGCCACCAUUCGCGUCUUUUUCCUCUUCUCGAUGUUUACCUACUCGUUAAAGUGGACAGACCCGAUGUACUGGGUGAUCUGCGCAGUGUCGGCUUUAUGGUGGGCAUCGACGUAUUGGCCACUCUUUACGUUGGCAUGGAGGUCGGCUUGGAGAGAGACGUAUGGACCGUUGGAGGAUGCUAUACGAGCGAAUGGAGAGCGAAGAGGCGGACCUCAAGGGCGAGACCAGGCCGCUCCUCGAGCAGCUGAACGCCAAACUCCCACUCCCCGCAAUCCCACAUCGAUGCCUCGAGGCCAUCUUCUCGCACGCGCCCACCUCGCCACCGACCGUAGUCUCAUAGCCGCCAGGCGCAGGCAACCUCCACCGUGGUGGCAGACCCAGCUUGCGCUGCCUAUCGUUCUUUGGGUGAUCACGUUGAUUCCAACGUAUGAAGCGCAACGGGCGAGGAUCAUUAGGUUGAGGGAGAGAGCGAUGCGGGAGCGUGCUUUGCCUGCGGGAGGCGAUGCUGCGGGUGGUGCUGCUGGGGAGGAUAAUGUACCCGCCCCGGAGCCGGUCAUUCCCGAGGGGCUUGCUCCAGUGGCAAGACGGUACUAUGAACGCGUCUUGUCUAGGACCGAGCGGAUUGAUUGGGAUGAAGAGCGUGAAGCGCAGAGAGCUAUGGGUGUUGGCGAAGAUGGAGAAGGAGGUGCUGGUGGCAUAGCUUAG
Cryptococcus amylolentus CBS 6039 is the source of this 1935-nucleotide messenger RNA. RefSeq lists its product as hypothetical. Lineage: Eukaryota; Fungi; Basidiomycota; Tremellomycetes; Tremellales; Cryptococcaceae. The record is from RefSeq and is a predicted model, not a curated record. The coding region runs from base 1 to 1935 and encodes 644 amino acids. The transcript has 3 exons.